AUGAUCUCGCCGAGCUGGACACCUCCCAACCUGUUCAGCGGCAGCAAACGUGGAAAGCGCGUCGCCCGCUUCGAUCUCUUGGUCCUUUUCCUCGGUGUCUUUGUGGGCAUUUUGGGAAUGGGCGCCGUGCUCGGCCUUGGCAUCUAUGACUGGUUCAAGAACAAACACAACUACUGCCUCGUCCUCGACGAGAACUUCGACGGGCCGCUCAACACCGACCUCUGGAAGCACGACGUUCAGGUCGGCGGCUUCGGAACAGGAGAAUUCGAGUGGACGACGACUUCGCCCAACAACAGCUUCACAAAGGACGGCUUUCUCCACAUCGUGCCCACCCUAACUGCAGACGUCAUCGGCGAGGCCGCCAUGCUGAAUGGCUACACGGUCAAUCUCACUGAUUCCAAGACGUGCACGGCGGAGCCGGUGCCGUGGGUCGACCGCUCUCAGAGCCUCGAUCUUGCCGAGCAGGCAAUCGGGAACGCCGACACAAACUGCCAGAUCCGCAGCAACAGCACCAUCGGGACGAUCAUUCCUCCCGUUCAGAGCGCACGCCUGACGACCAACGGCACCUUUUCCAUGAAGUACGGUCGCGUCGAGGUGCGCGCCAAGAUGCCCACUGGUGACUGGCUGUGGCCCGCCGUGUGGAUGAUGCCUCGCGACAGUGUCUACGGCAUCUGGCCCCGCAGCGGUGAAAUCGACAUCUUCGAGAGCAAGGGCAACAUGCCCACGUCGCGUUCCCAACUCCUGGCAAACACAAUGAACAGCGCCCUUCACUUUGGUACAGAGUCAGCCGACGAUCAGUUUGCCAAGUUCCGUGGAGUCGCGACACUCUGGCGUAAUUUCUGGAACCAAGGCUUCCACACUUUCGGUCUCGAGUGGGACGAGCAGGGAAUCUGGACCUGGCGCGAGUCGCGGGCAAAGAAAGUCCUCAUCACAAAGUUCAAUGAGCCCUUCAUCAACAAGAUGCCUCUCGUUCAAGCGGCGGCCGGUAACUACAUCCCAGGGGCAAACCCAUGGAGCAUCAGUAACUCGUCGGCGGCUCCCUUUGACCAGGAGUUCUUCCUGAUUCUCAACGUCGCCGUCGGAGGCACAAACGGCUUCUUUGCCGAUGUUGGCCAACCGUGGAGCAACAGCGACUCGACGGCUCGGAGGACGUUCUGGAACCAGAAGGAGAGCUGGCUUCCUUCGUGGGGCGACGAGACGCAGCGAGCGAUGCAAGUCGAUUACGUCAAGGCUUGGAAGCAAUGUUGA
Acaromyces ingoldii is the source of this 1248-nucleotide messenger RNA. Its product is annotated as concanavalin A-like lectin/glucanase. The transcript has 3 exons. Gene Ontology annotation, molecular function: hydrolase activity, hydrolyzing O-glycosyl compounds. Bases 1 to 1248 code for a protein of 415 amino acids. Lineage: Eukaryota; Fungi; Basidiomycota; Exobasidiomycetes; Exobasidiales; Cryptobasidiaceae. The record is from RefSeq and is a predicted model, not a curated record. Gene Ontology annotation, biological process: carbohydrate metabolic process.